AUGUCUUCGAAGCCGCCGCCCGAGAGGAUCUCGCCGAGUCCAUAUGCCACCAGCGGGCCUUCAAGAGCGAACCCCCCGCCCAGCCGAUUCGAAGACCCAGCUACGAGACAACAAAGACUUCAACGAACGGGGAGUUUCGAUCCGUGGUUGCAAGGCUCGUCAGCGUUCAGUGGGAUCAGCGCCAGUCCGAGCUCUUCAUCGUUCCCGACGUUCGCUCCACAAACACAACGACUGAGAGACGAGUGGAUCAACCGAGAGCCGUCCGCUCUGCAAGAACUGAGGUCAUCGUCACCUUGGCCCGGAUCACCGUUGACGGGACAGUAUCCGAAUCAGACUCCGAUGUCUUUCAACCCUCAGUCGCCGCAAGCAGGCUACCCAGGCUGGUCCAACUCGUGGCCGGCUCCCUUGCUGCGACGGACGUCCUCUGAAGACGCACGACUGAGCCAGUACGGCGGUUCUUACUACGGCGGCGAGGCAUCUUCCAGCGUUCCAAGCCUCUCAUCAAAAGCCUACCCGCAACGACGCCCCUCAAACCGCGACGAAUUCGACGGACCCUCCCAACUCCUCGAAAAGCCGGACGACGCCGGCUACGAGCCCAAAGAAGAAGACCUCCCCCAGCUCCCCAUCAAUCUCUACGCCCAAGAACAAGACGAGAUUCUCUCCCAAGUCAACGACCGCCUCUCCCAAUGCGCCUUCGACUUCGUCGCCAAAUACCAAUUCCCCAUCCCCAUCGAACCCGACAAACGCCCCGUCCGCGUCCCCAACGACCGCGAAUGGUCCGAGUGGGUCUACCUCCUCAAACGCCUCGCGACCAAACGUCGCAUCCCGGCUCGCGUGCUGUACAACGGACAGAUCAAGCAGUUGAUCACGAUUCUGGAGAAUAGCCUCGAGAUGCGGCAUGCGGCGAAGCAUCAGAGCCGGCCGUUGAAGGAUGAUAGGAAUAUCCUGCAACUGAUCAGUUCGGGGUUGCAAGUGGCGAAGAUUCUGAAGGACGCGAGGGCGAUGCAGCGGCUCGAUGGGCUGUAUGUGCAGACGGAGAGAGUGAUUCAGGGGAGGAGGGCGACGGCGCAGGGGGCGUUUGGCGGGACGAUGUGUAUUAUGUGA
This is a messenger RNA of Saxophila tyrrhenica, 1104 nucleotides long. RefSeq lists its product as uncharacterized. The record is from RefSeq and is a predicted model, not a curated record. The transcript has 3 exons. NCBI's taxonomy places the organism in Eukaryota, Fungi, Ascomycota, Dothideomycetes, Mycosphaerellales, Extremaceae. The coding region runs from base 1 to 1104 and encodes 367 amino acids.